Messenger RNA from Cryptomeria japonica (Japanese cedar), 1435 nucleotides. RefSeq names its product mitochondrial outer membrane protein porin of 36 kDa. Gene Ontology annotation, molecular function: voltage-gated monoatomic anion channel activity. The record is from RefSeq and is a predicted model, not a curated record. Gene Ontology annotation, cellular component: mitochondrial outer membrane. The transcript has 7 exons. NCBI's taxonomy places the organism in Eukaryota, Viridiplantae, Streptophyta, Pinopsida, Cupressales, Cupressaceae. Gene Ontology annotation, biological process: monoatomic anion transmembrane transport. The coding region runs from base 281 to 1111 and encodes 276 amino acids.
ACGAUGAAAUUAUGAGGUAUAUGACAUUUUAAUUUAUCUGUUCUGAGCUAGUGUAGAUCAACGGUUAUUUGGAUGGAAUCUCAUGGACCAAACGUGGAUCGAACGGUCAUAAUAACUCCAGAAAUUGUCUAGAAAAACCCUUUCCUAGGGUUUCGGAAUCUGCGGGUUCUAAUUGGUAGGACGAGAACUACGAUCGUUAAGAAAGCCAUUCGUUAGACAAUCUCAAUCUGUCACUCACCGUGUCUGAAUACAUUCUGAGGAUCAACAGGUGAUUUUAGUGAUGGGGAAGGGUCCUGGACUGUUUUCAGACAUUGGCAAGCAGACCAGAGAUAUCCUUAACAAGGAUUACAACUUUGAUCACAAGUUCAGUAUCACCACCAAUACAGCGAGUGGAUUGGCAUUUACAUCUACUGGCACCCAGAAAGGGGCGCGUUUUCUUGGAGAUGUGAAAACAGAGCUGAAAAGUGAUAAUAUUACAUUUGAACUUAAAGUCGAUCCAAACUCCAAGAUAUUUUCAACAGUGACAGUUGAUGAACCAGCUCCAGGUGUGAAGGCUAUUCUCAGCUUCAGUAUUCCUGAUCAGAAAUCUGGCAAGGUUGAGCUGCAAUAUCUGCAUCCUAAUGCAGGGAUUAAUACAAGCAUUGGGUUGACAGCAACUCCUAUAGCGAACUUCUCAGGAGUCAUUGGAAAUGGGAACUUCGCUGUGGGAGGCGAGAUUGCCUUCGACACUGCAUCACGAAACCUCACUAAAUAUGAUGCAGGCUUGAGUUUUUUGAAGCCCGAUUUUGUCACUUCUUUUACCUUAACUGACAAGUGUGAUACCUUGAAGGCAUCUUACAUGCACAGUGUGAGUCCCCUAACAAAGACUGCUAUUGGAGCAGAGAUAUCACAUAGUUUUUCAAAGAAUGAGAAUUCAUUUACCAUAGGAAUGCAGCAUGCUUUGGACCCACUGACAACUGUGAAGACACGCCUUAAUAACUAUGGAAAGGCAGCUGGACUUAUUCAGCAUGAGUGGUUUCCAAAAUCUUUUAUAACAUUUUCUGGAGAGGUUGACACCAAAGCCCUUGAUAGCAGUGCAAAGAUGGGUUGUUCUGUUGUCUUCAAACCUUGAAGGAAACUGUCAUGGAUAGUUAAUGUUAGAUAAGACUUGAGCAGUCGGCUGUGUCAAAUUUUGAUUGAAUUUUUUUCCCUCUGCAAAUAAAGUUGAGGAAGAUGCUUUUGAAAAUGGAUUUUGUCAAAUAUGCCGGGUUGGAAUACAAAUCUGGUAUAAAAUGAAUCAGGAUGUUUUAGAUUGUCGGCAAUUGAUCCUACAGUAUAAUAGUUAGGCUGUUAACCAAGUCCUUAUUGCUGGACAGAGGACAAUUUUUUUGUUUUGUUUUAUAUUCAGACCUUUUCUAUUGCUUCAGUAUAUUUAUGAAUCUUUGCCUUUCUGAUA